Messenger RNA from Papaver somniferum (opium poppy), 1304 nucleotides. Its product is annotated as protein FANTASTIC FOUR 1-like. NCBI's taxonomy places the organism in Eukaryota, Viridiplantae, Streptophyta, Magnoliopsida, Ranunculales, Papaveraceae. The record is from RefSeq and is a predicted model, not a curated record. Bases 6 to 866 code for a protein of 286 amino acids. The transcript has a single exon.
GAAAAAUGCUUAGUUUCAGAAAAAAUUUAACUCUGCUUCACUAUUUCCUAGGGUUUCCGAUUUCCUCUUCCUCUUCUUCCCCUCCAGCAGAUCAAGAUCAAAAUUCAGAUUCUGGAUUGAGUUUGAUUUCAUCUGAUUGUCAAAGACCAGAUAACAUUUUUGAAUCGGCGUCUCUCGGAUCAGCAGCAAAAGGAAACAUGGAAGAUAACGAUGAUGAUAAAAUGUGUGAGAUUUUUAGUAAUGGUGGAUUUGUGGGUAAUACAUGUACAGAGAGUUUAGGUUUUGAAAGUUCAGAUCAAAUGGAAUUAGAAGGAGAUGAAGAAGAUGAGAAAAAGAUCAUGGUGGAGGAUUUAUUAUCAACAUCAAUUCUUAACGAAAGACAUAUAAGAUCAUUAGACAGACACAGAAGAAAAUCAUCAUCUGAUAAACAUGGCGAAGAAGAUGUUCUGAAAUCAAAGAAGAAAGCAGUAUUUCCACCACCCUUAUCAACAAUGAAUCAAGACAAUGGAAAACCUAAUUCUUUUCUAAAACCAGUUAGAAAAGAUGGUAAAUUAGAAUUAAUUCAAGUUCAUAUUAUUCAUCCAAAACCGAUAUUUCAGGCUUCUAGACAAGAUGGUCGCCUCAGGUUAUAUUUCAUUGAUAAAAAAAUCGAAGAAGAAGAAGAAAACGAAGAAAUCAAAGAACAACAAGAAGUUAUCGAAACAAAAGAAAUUAAGGAUGAGGGGAGUGAUAGUAGGAGUAAAAGGAUAAAAGAACUGAAGUUUCCAUUGGUGGGGACUAAUGAAGGUUUCAUGAGGUCAUGUCAUGAGCUGAUUGCUAAUCAUCAUCAUCAUUAUAUGAAUAGGUCAACUGUACAUGUACUUUAAUCAAUUUUGAAGGUUUUUUUUUUUUUUUUUUGCCAUUACUAAAUUUAGCAGUGGAGAGAGGAACAGAGGAAUCCAAGUUUUGCCCAAAACAUAAGGAGGAAGACGAGAGAACUUUUCAAAAAAUCGAAAGGACAGUGAUGUAAAUAAAGGAUAUUCUUACCAAUUUUCACCCUUAAUGGUUUAUGUAUGUGUGUGUGCUGGCAAAGAGCUAGCUAGCACACCCAAAUUUUGUUUUCACUGGGAUCUCGUGUAUCUUACGUGGGACCUCUACAACAGAUGUAAAGAAGCAAAUGAAAGAAGAAAGCUUAGGUUUGUCUGCUGUGAACCAGUAAUAAACACCAAACACGUAGAUCGGUAAAUUUUACCCCGACAGUAUUAACCCAUGGGCAGCAAGAUCCGAAAAUGUUCCAUUUAAAGUCAACUCCAACGCAGUGAUCA